AUCCAAAGCCAUUAUCUGCUCUGUAGAUAGCAGCGGUUACGUUCCGUCCUGUAUAGGUUGUCAACCUAAAGUACGGUGCAGGCUUUCACCACCAGUUCACUGGGUUUAUAGAAAUAAUUGAUAAAGAGUAGUACCGAUAGAGCUUACAGCUACUCGCCCGAAGGAGCACUGACACGCACGGGCCUGGCGAGCAGGAGACGUCCAUAGAUGCAGCACAGAGAUUGUCACCGAGCAACCUUUGCCUGGCAUGCUAGGCAACUGGCUAGACAGCUGCACAAGACACGAGCUGAGGUGGAGAAGACAAAGGAGGUUGUGGUACGUUUGGAGGCUGAAAAGUCAGCCCUAGAGCAGGAGCUGAAGGAUGCACGGGUGCAGCAGCAGAAGAAGCAGUGCCGGGCAGCUACUCAGGCAGCAAAAGCUAUGCACAUGGUAGCUGGUCAGGGGGCUGCCCUAAUCCUGGCAGCAGCAUCUGAGCUGGAGAAAAAGGAGAAGGCCAAGAACAAUCAUAUCCAGCUUGAUGAGGACGAGCUGCAGAGGCAGUGUGAUAAGGCAGGCCAGCAGAACACGUCCCUGAAUAGAAAUGUAAAGCAUAUGCAGGAGCUGCUAGAUGAUCAAAAGCAGCAGGCAAAUAUGGAGAAACUGGCCCUGGAACAGCAUGUGAAGAAGCUGCAGUCAAAGCUGGUGGAGGACACAGCUGUGAUAGAGGGGCAAAUGCAGCAGGAGAAGCUGGCCCUGGAGCAGCAGAUGGAGGAGCUGCAGUCAAAGUUGGAGGAGGAGAGGCGCCAGAACUCUGCUGUCACAGAAGGGCUGCUGCAGCAGGCAAACAUGGAGAAGCUGGCCCAGGAGCAGCGGAUAGAGGAGCUGCAGUCAAAGCUGGAGGAGGAGAGGCGCCAGAACUCUGCUGUCACAGAAGGGCUGCUGCAGCAGGCAAAAAAGGAGAAGCUGGCCCUGGAGCAGCAGAUGGAGGAGCUGCAGUCAAAGCUGGAGAAGGAGAGGCGCCAGAACUCUACUGUCAGAGAAGGGCUGGUGCAGCAGACAAACAUAGAGAAGCUGGCCCUGGAGCAGCAGAUGGAGGAGCUGCAGUCAAAGUUAGAGAAGGAGAGGCACCAGAACUCUGCUGUCACAGACGGGCUGGUGCAGCGGGCAAACAUGGAGAAGCUGGCCCUGGAGCAGCAGAUGGAGGAGCUGCAGUCACAGCUGUUGGAGGAGAGGUGCCAGAACUUUGCUGUCACAGAAGGGCUGCUGCAGCGGGCAAACAUGGAGAAGCUGGCCCUGGAGCAGAGGAUAGAGGAGCUGCAGUCAAAGCUGGAGGAAGAGAGGCGCCAGAACUCUGCUGUUACAGAAGGGCUGCUGCAGCAGGCAAACAUGGAGAAGCUGGCCCUGGAGCAGCAGAUGGAGGAGCUGCAGUCAAAGUUGGAGGAGGAGAGGCGCCAGAACUCUGCUGUCACAGAAGGGCUGCUGCAGCAGGCAAACAUGGAAGAGCUGGCCCUGGAGCAGCAGAUGGAGGAGCUGCAGUCAAAGUUGGAGGAGGAGAGGCGCCAGAACUCUGCUGUCACAGAAGGGCUGCUGCAGCAGGCAAACAUGGAGAAGCUGGCCCUGGAGCAGCAGAUGGAGGAGCUGCAGUCAAAGUUGGAGGAGGAGAGGCGCCAGAACUCUGCUGUCACAGAAGGGCUGGUGCAGCAGGCAAACAUGGAGAAGCUGGCCCUGGAGCAGCAGAUGGAGGAGCUGCAGUCAAAGCUUGAGGAUGAGAGGCGCCAGAACUCUGCUGUCACAGAAGGGCUGCUGCAGCAGGCAAACAUGGAGAAGCUGACCCAGGAGCAGAGGAUAGAGGAGCUGCAGUCACAGCUGUUGGAGGAGAGGCGCCAGAACUUUGCUGUCACAGAAGGGCUGGUGCAGCGGGCAAACAUGGAGAAGCUGGCCCUGGAGCAGCAGAUGGAGGAGCUGCAGUCAAAGUUGGAGGAGGAGAGGCGCCAGAACUCUGCUGUCACAGAAGGGCUGGUGCAGCAGGCAAAAAUGGAGAAGCUGGCCCUGGAGCAGUGGAUAGAGGAGCUGCAGUCAAAGUUGGAGGAGGAGAGGCGCCAGAACUCUACUGUCAGAGAAGGGCUGGUGCAGCAAGCAAACAUGGAGAAGCUGGCCCUGGAGCAGCAGAUGGAGGAGAUGCAGUCAAAGUUGGAGGAGGAGAGGUGCCAGAACUCUGCUGUCACAGAAGGGCUGCUGCAGCAGGCAAACAUGGAGAAGCUGGCCCUGGAGCAGCAGAUGGAGGAGCUGCAGUCACAGCUGUUGGAGGAGAGGUGCCAGAACUUUGCUGUCACAGAAGGGCUGCUGCAGCGGGCAAACAUGGAGAAGCUGGCCCUGGAGCAGAGGAUAGAGGAGCUGCAGUCAAAGCUGGAGGAGGAGAGGCGCCAGAACUCUGCUGUCACAGAAGGGCUGCUGCAGCAGGCAAACAUGGAGAAGCUGGCCCUGGAGCAGCAGAUGGAGGAGCUGCAGUCAAAGUUGGAGGAGGAGAGGCGCCAGAACUCUGCUGUCACAGAAGGGCUGCUGCAGCAGGCAAACAUGGAGAAGCUGUCCCUGGAGCAGCAGAUGGAGGAGCUGCAGUCAAAGCUGGAGGAGGAGAGGCGCCAGAACUCUGCUGUCACAGAAGGGCUGCUGCAGCAGGCAAACAUGGAGAAGCUGACCCAGGAGCAGAGGAUAGAGGAGCUGCAGUCACAGCUGUUGGAGGAGAGGCGCCAGAACUUUGCUGUCACAGAAGGGCUGCUGCAGCGGGCAAACAUGGAGAAGCUGGCCCUGGAGCAGCAGAUGGAGGAGCUGCAGUCAAAGUUGGAGGAGGAGAGGCGCCAGAACUCUGCUGUUACAGAAGGGCUAGUGCAGCAGGCAAAAAUGGAGGAGCUGGCCCUGGAGCAGCAGAUGGAGGAGCUGCAGUCAAAGUUGGAGGAGGAGAGGCGCCAGAACUCUGCUGUCAAAGAAGGGCUGGUGCAGCAGGCAAAAAUGGAGAAGCUGGCCCAGGAGCAGUGGAUAGAGGAGCUGCAGUCAAAGUUGGAGGAGGAGAGGCGCCAGAACUCUGCUGUCACAGAAGGGCUGGUGCAGCAGGCAAACAUGGAGAAGCUGGCCCUGGAGCAGCAGAUGGAGGAGAUGCAGUCACAGCUGGUGGAGACACGCCAGAACACUGCUGUCAUAGAGGGGCUGCUGCAGCAGGCAAACAUGGAGAGCCUGGUCCUAGAGCAGCAGAUGGAGGAGCUGAAGCUGCAGUUGAUGAGUGUCACUCACGAGCUGUUGCAGCAGCUCAAGAGGCAGGGCUAGCAGGGGAUUGUACAUACCAGUACACAGCAAUAGGGAGGUGUUUGUUCUUGAUUGAGGCAGGAGUGUAGUGGCAGGGAUACAAGGCGCGGUAUGUUGCCAAUGUAGCUUACCUUGUCCUUCAGCCCUUACUGUUGAUGAGUCUUAUUAUAGGGAAGGAUAGCUAGCUUAACUACUGUAAGAGAAGACACCUUGUUAGCUUGCUAGCUGGGGUGCUUGGUCUAGCAGUGGCAGUGGCCAGCCCUACCAACUGAUGGGCAGCCCUAUAUAUUAACAGGGCCCAACAGCCAUGGGCUGUUGCAUGGAAAAGCGGCUAAGCAGCAGAUGCACCAGAUUGUAAGACUUGCCA
Astrephomene gubernaculifera is the source of this 3643-nucleotide messenger RNA. The record is from the annotation of a GenBank genome assembly. NCBI's taxonomy places the organism in Eukaryota, Viridiplantae, Chlorophyta, Chlorophyceae, Chlamydomonadales, Astrephomenaceae.